This is a messenger RNA of Eleginops maclovinus (Patagonian blennie), 1150 nucleotides long. RefSeq names its product cyclin dependent kinase inhibitor 3 (gene cdkn3). Gene Ontology annotation, biological process: protein dephosphorylation. Lineage: Eukaryota; Metazoa; Chordata; Actinopteri; Perciformes; Eleginopidae. The coding region runs from base 109 to 738 and encodes 209 amino acids. The transcript has 8 exons. Gene Ontology annotation, molecular function: protein tyrosine phosphatase activity. The record is from RefSeq and is a predicted model, not a curated record.
AAGGGGCAGUACUUGAAUCUGAUUGGCCGCUGGGCUUGGUGAGUUUUCAAAUCGAGCAGCGGCUGACGCAGCUGUCAAAACUAGGAUAGCGAGUGUGUUUCUGCAGCGAUGAGGACGAAUGAGUUUGACUCUUCGUCUGAGGAAGAGGAGGCUGCACACGAGCAGCUCACACCCUUCAAGAUCUCCUGGAUACCUCUGCAUACUGUGGAGAGCUCGCAGUGUCUGGGGAUCUGUGCACUACCCGGCUGCAAAUACAAAGACAUCCGCCGGAGUCUGCAGAGAGACGUUGAGGAGCUGCAGAACCAGGGGGUGCAGGAUGUGUUUGUGUUCUGCACCAGAGGAGAGCUGAGCAAGUACCGGGUCCCCUCGCUGCUGGAGGUGUACGCGCAGCGGGGUUUCACCGUGCAUCACACACCCUUCCCCGACGGAGACGCACCGGCGCUGGAGCUGAGCUGCCAGAUCCUGGAGGAGCUGCAGCUCAGCCUGCAGAGCAGCAGGAGGACCGUCAUACACUGCUACGGAGGCCUGGGACGCUCUGGAUUAAUCGCCGCCUGCCUGCUGAUGCUGCUCUCUGUCACGAUGACUCCUAACAAGGCCAUAGAGAUCCUGAGGGAGCACCGAGGAGGAGGAGCCAUCCAGACGGUGAAGCAAUACAACUUCCUGCACGAGUUCCGGGAGAGGUUUGCAGCGUACCAGCAGAGCAGAGAGGUCUCCACAGAGCGCUGCGUGUCGCGGUGAAGAUGUGUGUGUGUGGUGUGGUGUGGUGUGGUGUGUGUGUGUGUGGGUGUGUGUGUGGUGUGUGUGUGUGUGUGUGUGUGUGAGAUAUAAAGGUAUUCUCGGAUGGUGGCACUUGAACAGAGUACUCUAAUAUAUUGCUUUCCUCUUCCUCACUACGAUCACAUUAAAGACUUCCUGCUGGGUGACAUUAGUUUGCUUAAAUCUGCGUUUACUUUAAUUUUAGACGUGUUUCUGUGAGACUGGAUAAAGGGCUUCUGUCUUUCAGAUCGUGUACUUGAGUAAAAGUACCAGAGUGUAGGAAUACUGUUACAGUACACUUUUUAAAGAGAUCCUUUAAAACGUUUUGAAAAAGCAUGGACCUCAACUAUUGUAAGAUUGGACCUGUGAAUAAAUGUCUGUAGAAAAGCAGAAA